CAGUGGACACCAGUGUGGUCUCCCGUGUGCCCAAAUACUCAAUUGUCAAUCUUCUUCCAAAUCCUCUAGUCAAGCAUUCACACCUCCGUUCAGAUUUCCAAACCGUCCCGUGUGCAUGAAUUUCUUCACAAGUUUGAUUUUUCUUUGCUCAAAUUUAUCAUCUGUGGAAAUCUGGGAAAUUUGCUAAUUUUUUGGAGUGUGUUCCAUAGUGAUUAUCCAUUUUGGACUAAUCAUUCUGAGAGGGAGAUGGCAUACACAGGGAUGGAAUUGUUCAUGGAGAACUUGAAGAUGCUGAUUUAUAACAAUGAUAAUCCAGUCAUCAAUAACCACCCAUCAGUUUUAUCAAAAAGAUCCGAAAUUCUAUUGCUUUAUGAAGAGCUCAGCUCCAUGAUCCAAAUCUUGUUUGUUGAAAAAGAAAAUGACAUACAUGAGCUUGAAGAGGUUAGAAAUCUGAAGAAAAGAUUCAGAGAUUUAGCAGAAGAGGUACAUAAUACUAUUGGUCUCUUUGUAUAUGUUGUCAAUUUCAAAAGUAAAUAUGACUCGAUUGAAGACGGCCCGAAUUUUAAAAGUGCUGAGAGUUCAUACAAGUAUAAAUACUCCCUGGAUCUUAAGAAUGUAAUGAAAUCUGUAAAAUCUAUCAGAAAACAAUUAGAUAAGAUCCCUGAUAAGCUGAAAAUGGUUUCGUCUCGAAGCAUCAACCGCCUGAAAACAGAAUCUGUUUCUGCGGCUGGAAUUUCCGGAACCAAAAAUCCAGUAAGAAUGAAAAAAGUACUGAAUAAUAUGGUUGUGGGGCUCAAGCAUGAUGCUGGGCUAAUUAGGGACAAACUUGUGGAAGAUCAGAAGCAGUUAGAUGUGGUCUCUAUUGUUGGCACGGGUGGCAUAGGUAAGACUACCCUUGCUGCCAAAGUUUUCAAUGAUCCUUUUGUGGUUUACCAUUUCCAUGUGCGCGUGUGGGUCACUGUUUCUCAAACAUAUGAGAAACAAGAUUUGUUAAUUCAGAUUCUUUCAUUCAUGGAUGUUCAACUAGACCUUGCAAGUGCUAGUUACUCUCGCCUUCGUGAAGUAUUGCACAAAAGUCUUAUGGGCAAGAGAUAUUUGAUUGUCAUUGAUGACAUAUGGAGCAAUGAGGCAUGGGAUGACCUGAAACUAUAUUUCCCCAAUAGUAACAUCGGAAGUCGAAUUCUUCUCACUAGUCGCCUCAAAGAAGUUGCCUUGUAUGCAAAAUCACAUGGUUUUAUUCAUCAGUUGGAAUAUUUGACCGAUGAGGAAAGCUGGGAGUUGUUAUGUAAGAAGGUGUUUCUUGGUGUUGAUUGCCCUGAGUGGUUGAAAGAAACUGGAAUGCUAAUAGCAAAAAACUGUCAUGGCUUGCCACUUGCUGUGGUUGUCAUUGCUGGAAUACUAGCAAAAGAAGCAUUAACCAAAGAUUCAUGGGAAAAAAUUGCUCAAAGUGUGAAUUCGUAUGUUGUUAGUGACCGCAAUGGGUUUUUGGAUAUGUUGGCUUUAAGUUAUGACCAUUUACCUCCUCACUUGAAGAACUGUUUUCUUUACUUAGGCGCAUUCCCAGAAGACGACAAGUUUCAAGUACGAAGACUGAUCUGGUUAUGGAUGGCUGAGGGAUUUAUACAAGAAGAUGGAAAUCGAACCUUAGAGACAAUUGGAGAGGAAUAUCUAGGGGAACUAGUCAAUAGAAAUCUCGUAAUUGUUGCUGAUAGAAAGUUAAAUGGUGGCAUCAAAGCUUGUUAUGUCCAUGAUCUUUUAAGGGAGCUCUGCUUAAAAAAGGCAACACAAGAAGGUUUCUUCUUAAAAAUAAACACACAAAUGAGUUGUUUAGCUUCUAUGAGACCACGCCGCAUAUUCACAAAUGUUGACUUCUUUGCCAACAACUAUUUUGAUAAGCAUAGCCCAACGGUCCGAUCACUUGUGUGUUUGCAUAGUGGUGGAUCCAUGAUUAACAUCAUGGAUAAGCAUUUCUAUGCUUACCCUCUUUUAAUGGUUUUGGAUCUACAAAAGUGUAAAUUGUAUGAUUUUCCAAAGGCUAUAGAAUUACUCGUUCAUUUAAGAUACAUUGCGUUUUGGUAUAUGAGAGGUUUCCCAUCCUCUUUAUGCAAUCUUUGGAGCCUUCAAACCAUUGUAACUAAGAGUGUUACCGCCUUGUGGUUGCCAAAUACAAUAUCAAACUUGGUGAAUCUAAGGCAUUUGAAGAGUGACAAGGACAUAUAUUUCAACUCGAUUGAAAAACCAAUGAAUUUGCAAACCAUUUCUAAUGUGAAGUUGGGAAAUGGGGCUGGAAAUUGGGUGAAAUAUAUUCCUGCUAUCAAGACGCUUAAAGCAAUGACUCGCGCUCAAGAUGAUCAUGACUUUGAAACGCUCACUUCCUUAGAAACACUCGUGUGGGUUACCAUAGGCUUAAAAGGAUUUGUAUAUGGUAAGCUAGAAUAUCCCAAGAUUCACAUGAGGCUUCCUACUUCAUUGAGAAAACUUUCAUUAACAGGGUGUUACCUUCCAUGGAGUGAUAUGUCCAUAGUGCAAUCUCUUCCAAACCUUGAGGUUUUGAAAAUACUAGACAACGCCUUUUUGGGACCCAGAUGGGAAACCGGCGAGUCUGAGUUUCAACAACUAAAAUACUUGAAACUACAAGGCUUGUGCAUCCAACACUGGGAAGCUUCAAGUAUUAACUUCCCAUGUCUCAAACAGUUAGUGUUGGAUAGAUGCAAACAUCUGGAAGAGAUUCCACUUGAACUUGGGGACAUCCCAACACUCCAGCUUAUUGAUGUUGAUGACUACAAUAACUCUGUUAUAGAAUCACUUGGAAGAAUUUGGGAAGAGCAACAAAAUCUUGGAAACUAUGACCUCAAAAUAAACGUUCGAAGGCGUUGGACAUCCAACUUUCUUCUUGGAAAACAAGAGAGAUCUGAUUCUUUUGACAAGCGAUGGAUGGCCUUUCUCAUUGAAAAUCAAGAGAAAUCCGAUUUUGGUGAUGGUUGUAUCAAACCCAUGUGAUUUUUGGAACACAAUGGGGUCUACAACGUCGAA
Messenger RNA from Helianthus annuus (common sunflower), 3033 nucleotides. Its product is annotated as putative late blight resistance protein homolog R1B-17. The record is from RefSeq and is a predicted model, not a curated record. Gene Ontology annotation, molecular function: ADP binding. The coding region runs from base 247 to 3000 and encodes 917 amino acids. NCBI's taxonomy places the organism in Eukaryota, Viridiplantae, Streptophyta, Magnoliopsida, Asterales, Asteraceae. Gene Ontology annotation, biological process: defense response to other organism. The transcript has a single exon.